UCACGAACGACCUGACCGAGGCGAUGCUAGCUCGCUAGCUGCUGGGCUGCGUUUGGACAAAUUAUUAUUUCCUUUUUGCUUUUAUCUUCUUUAUCGAGAACCAGAAGACUGUUACGAUUCUGCAACAUGGACAUGUCUAAAAGUCAGCGCUCACGUGGACCUGAGACCAGCACUAUGGAGGGGGAGAAUGCACCACUUUACUGCAUUUGCCGUAAACCAGACAUCAACUGCUUCAUGAUUGGCUGUGACAACUGCAAUGAGUGGUUCCACGGACACUGCAUUAACAUCACUGAGAAAAUAGCCAAGGCAAUCCAGGAGUGGUACUGCAUGAUGUGCAGAGAAGAAAAUCCAUCUUUGGAAAUAAAAUAUAGAUCAAAGAAGAGCCGGGAGAGGGAAUUUGAUCCUGAUGAAAGACAAUACAGCACUCCAAGUACUCCCGACUAUAAAAGUGAAAGGCGGCGUGGCUCUAAAGUGAAGCGUUCCGUCCGGAUGUGUGGGGAGUGUGAGCCCUGCCGGAGGACGGAGGACUGUGCUCAGUGUGACUUCUGCAAGGACAUGAAGAAAUUUGGAGGCCCAAACAAAAUCAGGCAGAAGUGCAGGUUCAGGCAGUGUGAGGUCCGAGCCAGGAAAAUGCUGCGUGUAAAGGAAGAGGAAAUGUCUUUGAGUGAAAGGAGGGAGAACAGACGGAGGCGCUACUCGGACGACUACGACAGUGAGGCAGAACUCUACCAACAAUACAGAGCAGCAGGAAUCAACGACCACAUGUCGUGGGCUACUGACGAUGACGAAGAGCCGGCUUUCAGUCCUGUCAUGCGUAAGAAAGCGAUCAAGGUUAAGCACGUCAAGAGACGAGAAAAGAAGUUUGACAAGAAAAAAGAGUCUCGUCGCCACAAGCAGAAGCAGAAGCACAAAGACAGGAACAGGCACAGCGAGAGGGGGGAUGUUCGGGACACUGGAGGCUUCCGUCAGUGUUUGGGACCAAACUGUGUGGAUGCAUCAAGACCCGGCUCCAAAUACUGUUCUGAAGACUGUGGCAUGAAGUUAGCAGCCAACCGGAUCUACGAGAUCCUCCCCCAGCGGAUCCAGCAGUGGCAGCAGAGUCCCUGCAUCGCCGAGGAGCACGGUAAAAAGCAGCUGGAGCGGAUCCGCAGGGACCAGCAGAACGCCCGGCUGCACCUCACGGAGAUGGAGCGACGCUUCCACGAGCUGGAGGGCAUCAUUGCUAAAGCCAAGGAGCAGGCAGUUCAGCAGGAUGAGGAGGUGAAUGAAAAUGAUAGUGAGGACACAGACCUGCAGAUUUUCUGUGUCUCUUGCAGUCAUCCCAUCAAUCCAAAAGUGGCGCUGAGGCAUAUGGAGAGAUGCUAUGCAAAGUAUGAGAGUCAGACCUCCUUUGGUUCCAUGUACCCCACAAGAAUAGAGGGGGCAACCCGACUCUUCUGUGACGUGUACAACCCCCAGAGCAAGACGUACUGCAAGAGGCUUCAGGUUUUGUGUCCAGAGCAUUCCAGAGAUCCCAAGGUUCCAGUGGAUGAAGUGUGUGGAUGCCCUCUAGUGAAGAAUGUGUUUGAGCUGACCAAAGAGUAUUGUAGAGUCUCCAAAAGGAAGUGCAACAAACAUUACAACUGGGAAAAGCUCAGGAGAGCCGAGGUGGACCUGGAGCGAGUCCGGGUGUGGUACAAGUUGGACGAACUGUUUGAGCAGGAGCGGAACGUGAGGACGGCCAUGACCAACAGAGCCGGCCUGCUGGCUCUGAUGUUGCACCAAACUAUUCAGCACGACCCCGUGACAACGGAUCUCCGUUGCAGCAAGGAUCGGUAGUGAACGUUGUCUGCUACUGUUUCUCAGAGCUCACAAUCUCUGUAUGUAAAUUUACAGUGCCAAGGAUGUAAACUAUAGAUUUCCAAUUAAUUCUCUGUUUAAAACUGUUUUGUUUUUGUUUUUUUUAUAAGUAGAUAAAAUGUGCAAAUGUGUAAUAUAUAUUUCCUAGUGAUGGUAAUAUUUUUCCUAGCAAAAAUGAUGCUGAGUGAAAAAAAAAAAACUGCUGUAUUUGUAUUAUGAGCAUUUAGAAUAAACACCCUAAUCUUGUUUUAAACGCUGUUGAUUUAACUCUAAUAUGCCGUUUCUAGUAUAUCUAAUGUACUCUUCUCACUGGACCUGCAGUGAUUGUAACACGACACCCCAACAUCUGCAUUUAGUUCAGCCCGCUCUCGCUGGACAAGCCGAGUCUGUUUCACCGUCAUUUACAGACAUUUAACCCGGAAGUGACGUCGGUGUUUUGAAUUUUAUUGAACAGUUACCUUUAUUUAACCAUGAAAUUUGAAUAUUGAGUUAAAAGCAUCUGAUCAGACACUCGAGUCAGAUUUGAGUGAAGACAUUUCACAUUUUAACAAGUGAAAAAAUCGUAAAAUGAAGUGUUGUUGAACCUUGAAAGGUGUUGCCCUGUCAGAGAAGCUUUGAGCGUGAUUUAAAGAUACAAAGAUUUCUGACUCAUCAUUCUGCUGCUGAUCUGGACUUGUUUCAAAAGUCUCUCUGCAAAGCUAGUGAUUAAUUUCUGUAUGUUUUAUCAGCUAAAAAUAUCUGAUCGUCUGCAUAAAGGCUGAAGUCCUAAUAUAUCAUCACACUAUGGACCGCAAUAUUACUCCGGGAAAGAGGCAGAAAAGGCGACGAGGAUUUCUUCUUUUUUUUUUUGUUUCGUUUUGAAAGAUUCCGUCCACACACCGAAUUACUGGUGUGCAUUCAGAUGGGAUUAAAAUGAUCUUGUGAGCUGGAUAUUUAGUGUGUUCUUUACUUUACCUGCCAA
Molecule: messenger RNA, 2800 nt
Organism: Cololabis saira (Pacific saury)
Lineage: Eukaryota; Metazoa; Chordata; Actinopteri; Beloniformes; Belonidae
Gene: cxxc1b
Product: CXXC finger protein 1b
Exons: 14
Coding region: 127-1818 (563 amino acids)
Biological process (GO): positive regulation of DNA-templated transcription
Cellular component (GO): Set1C/COMPASS complex
Molecular function (GO): DNA binding; zinc ion binding
Source: RefSeq, a predicted model, not a curated record